Molecule: messenger RNA, 1794 nt
Organism: Fusarium proliferatum ET1
Lineage: Eukaryota; Fungi; Ascomycota; Sordariomycetes; Hypocreales; Nectriaceae
Exons: 1
Coding region: 1-1794 (597 amino acids)
Source: RefSeq, a predicted model, not a curated record
AUGAGAACAACCCGCACAGGAACCGCCUCUCUCUUAGAUGCAACUGUGACACGUCUCAUAGACGAUGUAAUAGAGAAUGGAUCAAGUUUUCUUGCAGACGACGAGAACUUGCAGCAUUAUAAACACCAUUUAAACCAUCUUGAGACAGCAUCGAAGAUAGCACUUCUUCGGGAAUGCCUGUGCGUGCGACCGCCUUUGCCACUUCUGCCGGAGGAUCUACUUCAAGAUAUCGACGCCAUCCUCUCACGACUUCAUCAGCACAAGAUACUUACUCCAAUUUCCUCACUCUCACCUUGGCGGACGAUUCAACAUGAUGGACACCGAGCUACCAAGGUUCAUCUCUGGAGAGGCGACAUCACGACUUUGACUGGUGUAACAGCUAUCACCAAUGCCGCGAACAGCCAGGGCCUAGGGUGCUUCCAACCAACUCAUCGAUGUAUUGACAACAUCAUCCACGCUGAGGCAGGACCACGGCUGCGAGAAGAGUGUUUCCAGCGAAUGCAGGCCAGAGGAAAAGAGCUUGAGCCUGGAGAAGUACUUGUCACUGAAGGUCAUGCUCUCUUUGCUUCGUCAGUUAUGCAUACUGUUGGGCCACAACUGAAGAGAGGUGCUUCACCUACUGAGACUGAGAGGCGGCAACUGGCCAAGUGUUAUGAGUCGAUUCUUGAUGCGUUAGAGCUUUUGCCGUGUGAGGAGGACGGUAGCAAAUCAGUUGCUCUUUGCUGUAUUUCGACGGGCUUGUUUGCAUUUCCAGCGGAUGAAGCAGCUGAGAUAGCAGUGUCAACUGUCACGUCAUGGCUCCAGAAGCAUCCAUCAACAACGGUUACAGACGUCAUCUUCAACACAUUUACCGAAUCAGACACCGAGAUCUACUCGAAACUUCUUGGGCCUUCGCCGACAAAACCACUCUCACUUACCGCGAGCCUGCCACAAAAUUCUCUCAGCUUAGCGCGCGACUGGCUCGCCUCAGCAGACGCUGUCCUCAUCACAGCCGGCGCAGGUCUAUCAGCCGCAGAAGGUCUAGACUACCACUCCCGAGACCUCUUCAAGAAGAAUUUCCCAGGUUGUCUCAAGCUCGGAUUGUCUUCACUGUAUAGCGUCUUUGGCUUCAACGACUGGCCUUCGGAGGAGCAUCGAUGGGGAUAUUUCUUCACUCAUUUAAACAUGGUAGCCAACUGGUCUAAUACGCCUACUUACCAGGCUUUAAUACCGUGGCUGAAGAAUUUUGGGCAAGACGCAUUUGUGCGCACGUCAAAUGCUGACGGGCUGUUUCUCGCAAAUGGCUGGCCAAAGGAGCAACUUUCUACACCGCAGGGCUCGUAUGGAUAUUUGCAGUGUCUGAAUAACUGCAGAGUCGACGCUGUCGUGCCAUCGGCUCCCCUUGUAGCUGAUGCAAUGCCUCACAUCGACAAGGCGACACAAAAACUAAUGGAUUCAAGCAAGAUUCCGCUGUGCAGGUUCUGCGGUUCGAAAAUGGGUAUUUGCGUUCGAGCGGGCUCCUGGUUCAAUCAGGCGCCUUUCCGAGAAGGCGAAGGUCAAUGGAAAGCAUUUAAAUCUCGGGUUCUUAGAGAAAAGAAGAAUCUGGUAAUUUUAGAACUCGGUGUCGGGAUGAAUACUCCAGGUGUUUUGAGAUGGCCGAACGAAGAUUUGGUGAUGCGAAGUGACGGGCGAGUCAAGCUCAUUCGCGUUGGCAUGGGCCCAGAGGCGAUGGUGCCGUGGGAGCAGGAAGACGAGGGUCUGAGCACUUGUAUUCAAGGCGAUAUCGGGCGCGCGAUUCCUCUGCUGCUAGAAUGA